Molecule: messenger RNA, 2379 nt
Organism: Eptesicus fuscus (big brown bat)
Lineage: Eukaryota; Metazoa; Chordata; Mammalia; Chiroptera; Vespertilionidae
Gene: POFUT1
Product: protein O-fucosyltransferase 1
Exons: 7
Coding region: 45-1205 (386 amino acids)
Biological process (GO): regulation of Notch signaling pathway; Notch signaling pathway; protein O-linked glycosylation via fucose
Cellular component (GO): endoplasmic reticulum
Molecular function (GO): peptide-O-fucosyltransferase activity
Source: RefSeq, a predicted model, not a curated record
GCCUCGCGCGCUGGGGCUCGGGAGCCGACCUGGGCGCCGCCGCAAUGGCGUGGCGGGCCUUGCCGCUGCGUGUGUCUCUCCUGCUGCUCCUGCUGCCGCUCCCGGGGCUGCCCGCGGGCUCCUGGGAUCCGGCCGGCUACCUGCUCUACUGCCCAUGCAUGGGGCGCUUCGGGAACCAGGCUGAUCACUUCUUGGGCUCCCUUGCAUUUGCAAAACUAUUGAACCGCACCCUAGCUGUACCCCCUUGGAUUGAGUACCAACAUCACAAGCCUCCAUUUACCAAUGUCCAUGUGUCCUUCCAGAAGUACUUCAAACUGGAGCCCCUCAAGGCCUACCAUCGGGUCAUCAGCCUGGAGGACUUCAUGGAGAACCUGGCCCCCACCCAUUGGCCCCCUGAGAAGCGGGUAGCAUACUGCUUUGAAGUGGCGGCCCAGAGAAGCCCUGACAAGAAGACAUGCCCGAUGAAGGAAGGAAACCCCUUUGGCCCAUUUUGGGAUCAGUUUCAUGUGAAUUUCAACAAGUCGGAGCUUUUUUCGGGCAUUUCCUACAGCGCCUCCUACAAAGACCAGUGGAUCCAGAGAUUUUCUCCAAAGGAACAUCCAGUGCUGGCCCUGCCAGGGGCCCCAGCCCAGUUCCCCGUCCGGGAAGAGCAUAGGCCGCUGCAGAAGUACGUGGUAUGGUCUAAUGAGAUGGUGAAGACAGGAGAGGCCCUGAUCCGCACCCACCUCAUCCGGCCCUACGUCGCUAUUCACCUACGCAUUGGCUCCGACUGGAAGAAUGCCUGUGCCAUGCUGAAGGAUGGGACUGCGGACUCCCACUUCAUGGCCUCUCCGCAGUGUGUGGGCUAUAACCGCAACUCAGCGACCCCUCUCACCAUGACUAUGUGCCUCCCAGACCUGAAGGAAAUCAAGCGGGCCGUGGAGCUCUGGGUGUGGACUCAAAACGCCCGGUCUGUCUACAUCGCCACGGAUUCUGAGAGUUAUGUGCCAGAGAUCCAGCAGCUCUUCAAAGGGAAGGUGAAAGUGGUGAGCCUGCAGCCUGAGGUGGCCCAGAUCGACCUGUACAUCCUUGGCCAAGCUGACCACUUUAUUGGCAACUGUGUCUCCUCCUUCUCCGCGUUCGUGAAACGGGAACGAGACCUCACGGGGAAGCCAUCCUCUUUCUUUGGCAUGGACUGGCCCCCACAGUUUCGGGACGAGUUCUGAUCUAGGCUGGAGCACAUCACCAGCCCAGCUGGUCCCUCCAGCCAGGCCUGGCACCCAGAGCUGCUCCCAGGAUUGACCUCAAAGGAGCAGGCCAAAAAGAGAAGCAGCUGCCAAGGAUAGAGAAAAGUACCAGGGACUUCCUGGGGCGGAAGAUGGUCCAUCUCCCCAGGGUACAGGACUUCCAAGUUCCUAAGAGCCAGACCAUCUUCCCUGCUCCCGUGCUUCUGGGAGUUUCUCACACCAGCAAAACAGUCCAACCACUGCCUUUGGUCUACCCUGCUCUUAUUAGGGGCAGAAAUAGAAUAUUGCAGACCAGCUAUAAUUAUAAGAAAUCCUAGAGGCCCGGUGCAUGGAUUCGUGCACCAGUGGAGUCCCUCAGCCUGGCCUUCUCCCUCUCAAAGCAGCAGGCAGCCAGGGAGGAACCCGAGCCUGGGCUGGGCCCCCGGGCAGCUCCCGCUCAUCCCAGCCCCGCUGCACCUGCCACCACCAUUGCUCGGCAGCGCACUGCCGCAGCAGCUGCACUCACCAGCCUUGAGCCUGGCAUCUGGCAUCCGUCAGUCAGCUGAGUGGCGCUACCACUGUGGGAGUGCACUGACCACCGGGGGCAGCUCCUGCGUUGAGUGUCUGUCCCCUGAUGGUCAGUGCACGUCAUAGCAACUGGUCAAACGGUCAUUCGGUCACUUAGGCUUUUUUAUAUAUAGAUUAAUCAUGCUCUGUUAACCAUCAUUGUUUUGUUCUGAUUAAAGAAAGUACAUUCCCACCUGGCUGGGAGUUGCACGCGGGACCUGGGAGCUCACCUCGAAAUUCAUCCCAUCCUCCACAUCUGGGAGCUACCUCUUAUCAUGGAAAGAUUAACCAGAGGUGCCAGCCCUUUACAAGCCCCCAGGUCUUUGCAAACCCCCCGCCCACAUUACCUGUAAACUACCCGUUUUGCAUACCUAUUCUUAUCCCUUUUGCCUACUUCCCCAUGUAACCUUUGUCCUUCUACCCAAUAUAAGCAGCUGGUUUAUGGGGGAGGGAGAGAUAGAGAGCAGAUUCUUGUGGAUGACCUGCUGCUCUCUCAUACUGCCGGCAGUAUUGGAAUAAACGCUCAUAUAUGAUUCAACCCUGUCUCUGCUUAAUUGGCUCAAGUAGUGACAGGCAGCCCAGACCCAUUGAUUGUCCGGUUUCACUC